This is a messenger RNA of Mesorhabditis belari, 1485 nucleotides long. NCBI's taxonomy places the organism in Eukaryota, Metazoa, Nematoda, Chromadorea, Rhabditida, Rhabditidae. The record is from the annotation of a GenBank genome assembly.
AUGGACGAUUUCCGAAUGGAUCAAACGGCAUUUAUCGAGGAAUUGUUGACAGAAUAUGCGGAAACUCCGAUCCUCGACAUGGUCAACAACACUGUCAACAGUACAGAGGAUUUUGUAGCAGCUUGUGAUACAAUGAUCCGCUUGACGAGGGGACCAGUGGAGAUAUUCCUUUAUCGAUACUUCCUGCCCGUUCAAAUUCUCUUUGGCAUCGCGGGCAACACAAUCAAUUUGGCUGUCUUAUUAUCAUCCGGGAUGAGAUCAGAGGCAAAUGUCCUCCUCUCAGCAAUGGCUUUCAUGGACAUCGCUCUGUUUGUCUGCCAUUUCCCGUACACUCUCACCAUCUACCCAACUUUCUACAGAAAUGCGCUAUUUCGAGAAUUGUAUUAUAAAACCCAUCUCUAUUUUCACUCAAUGUCAAACGUUUUCUCGGCGUCCGCCUCGUGGCUCGUGUUGGCUGUUUCGUUGGAAAGAUACAUCGGCAUUCGCUCGCCGAUGCACACUCGCUUACAGUGGAACAAUUCGCGUGUGUUCUUGACGAUAAUCUUGAUCUUUUUGGGUGCUGGCGCCGUAUCAUUCUAUCACUUUUUCGAGCACACUUAUGAUUAUCACCCAGAUAUCGGAAAAUUGCCGAGCCCAGAGGCCUACUCACUUUUGUUCUUGCCAAUUGAUUCACCAAAAUUGAGAGAAGUAGAGGAAAGAAUGAAAGCCGGCCAGCCGCCACCGCGAUUCGCCAGGCUAGCUGCCAAAUGCUACAGUGUUUGGAAGUACGCACGUGUCAGCACGUUGAAAGAAGAUUACAUCAUGGUGGCAAAGAUCAUCUCGAUUUGUUUAGUCGUCUUCGUCCCACUAGUCUUCAUCCCAAUCUUCAAUCUCUCAAUUAUUCGGGUACUCAGAAAUCGUGAUAUCCUCGUAAAUCGUACCUACAUAUCAGCUGCUCCAAGGCAAGGAGAAGACUUUGUUAGACACUACUCUGAAAUUGGAAUCCGCCAAAAGCAAGAGCGGAAAGUGACGGCAACAGUGGUGGCAAUUAUCACUUGUCACAUCUUCACACAUUUCCCCUCAGCCUUCCCAUUCUUAUGGGAAUUGGUUGCUGAAAGCGACGAGAAAUCGGGUUUCUAUUGGCUUCAACCGGUUGUACCAAAUCGAGAAAUUCGUUACAUUUGCUCGUAUGUCAUCAACUCGGUUCUACUAUGGGGAAAAGUAUUGAAUUUUGUUCUUUUCUGCCUCUCGUCGGAGCACUUUCGAAAGAGAAUGUUCAUGAUGUUUCGGAUUCAUUGCAACCCAAUCCCAUCCACCAACACCGAUUAUGAGGCUGUACCAUCGAGAUCGAAGAAGUAUUCGAGUGUGGCCUCGAAUUCUCAAGCGGGCGUUUAUAAAGGUGGAAAACUGGUAAAGCUGAGCGCUCUGCGUGAUCACGAGAUUCAACGCCAAAACUCCUACACAACCCAGAUUCAAGAGCUAACAAUGAAUGAAGAGUCAACGUGC